Glossina fuscipes is the source of this 1728-nucleotide messenger RNA. RefSeq names its product solute carrier family 35 member E1 homolog. Gene Ontology annotation, cellular component: Golgi apparatus. The record is from RefSeq and is a predicted model, not a curated record. Bases 147 to 1277 code for a protein of 376 amino acids. NCBI's taxonomy places the organism in Eukaryota, Metazoa, Arthropoda, Insecta, Diptera, Glossinidae. Gene Ontology annotation, molecular function: antiporter activity. The transcript is spliced from 4 exons.
UUUUUUAACUAGUGAAACGAAAUGUUGACAUUAAACUAUCUCAACACGAAAAUAAAACAGUGAUUAGUUGUUGGUCAUAAUAACAACAUAAGUUUAAUAAUUUGUAAUUAGAUUGGUUGAAGAAGUGUUGGCAAAAGCAAUACAUAAUGCUAAAGAGUGGCGGGGGAAUUAGCAAGCGCGCUGGAUCUAGACAUGUUUUAAUAGUUCUUACCUUAUGUAUCCUGUGGUACAUAGUAUCGUCCAGCAAUAAUGUGAUAGGUAAAAUGGUGCUCAAUGAAUUCCCUUAUCCGAUGACUGUGACUAUGAUACAAUUGUGCAGUAUCACAUUAUAUAGUGGCCCUUUUUUCAAUUUGUGGGGUAUUCGGAAGUACCAGGACAUGGAACGUAAUUAUUAUUUACGUAUAAUAGUACCUUUGGCUUUUGGUAAAUUCUUCUCAUCUGUUGCCUCACAUGUAUCAUUAUGGAAAGUGCCAGUUUCUUAUGCACAUACAGUUAAAGCAACAAUGCCAUUAUUUACGGUUAUAUUAACGCGCUUAAUAUUUAAUGAAAAGCAGCCGACCUUGGUGUACCUAAGCCUGAUACCUAUAAUAACGGGUGUGUGUAUAGCAACAGUGACCGAAAUCUCAUUUGAUAUGAUGGGCUUGAUUUCAGCUCUUAUAUCUACAAUGGGAUUUUCAUUACAAAAUAUCUUUUCAAAAAAGGUUCUUAAAGACACAGGUAUACAUCAUCUACGUUUAUUGCAUUUGCUUGGUAAAUUGGCGCUUUAUAUGUUUUUGCCAGUUUGGUUAUAUCUCGACAGUUUUCAAAUAAUAAAACAUCCAAUUGUUACCAAUUUCGAUUAUCGUGUGAUAGCAUUACUCUUUGUUGAUGGUGUAUUGAAUUGGUUGCAAAACAUAAUUGCGUUUUCGGUGUUGUCAUUGGUAACGCCGCUUACCUAUGCCGUAGCUAGUGCGUCGAAGCGUAUUUUUGUAAUUGGAGUAUCAUUAAUAAUACUAGGGAAUCCAGUUACUUGGAUAAAUUGUUUCGGUAUGACUUUGGCUAUCCUUGGUGUGCUUUGUUAUAAUAGAGCAAAACAUUACUCAAAAGAACGUGAAUUAUUACCAGUAGCUGUUCAGAAUGGUAAUUUAAAAAAAUAUACAACCCUACGAAAUCAAGAUUCUUAUCAUAUGAACACCACUAAACCAAAUGGCUACACCAUGGGCAAAAAGAAUAGCUUAUUAGCUACUGGCAGUGGGAUCGUACAGAAUGGUAGCACAACGCAUAUUUUAUUCGUUUAGAAUAAGUAAAUUUGUGUAACCUUUUUAGACAAAAUUUUAACAACAUUUUUUAUUACACUUUUUAAUUAUGUCUAUAACCUUAGCGGGCGUUUAAGUUUUGUUAUUCCCUAUGUAAUUUAUAAGAAGAAGAGAAUUUCGGAAAUCUUUUUCUAGUUUCUAGUGCUAAAUACUAAAACCCUUGAGAAGAACGAAACUAUAAUUUAUAAAUUUAGAAAAAUUUGAAAUAUUUCGAUAAUUUUCGAUAUUCGAUUAUAAAAACUGGCCUCGCGAAAUACUCCGUUUAUAUUAUGUAUCCAACCAACCAAAUUCCGUUAUGAUUACGCGUAUCAAAAAUUAAUCUUCUAAAUGCUAUCAUAACAUCUAUGAAAAACGCAUUAAGUGUAAAGCAUAUUUUCAUCAAUUAUCUACGGAAAAAUUUAUAAUUUCUAUAUUAAUAUAAGGUGAAAUUAUU